Rana temporaria (common frog) is the source of this 3429-nucleotide messenger RNA. RefSeq names its product dual specificity phosphatase 9 (gene DUSP9). The transcript is spliced from 5 exons. Gene Ontology annotation, cellular component: cytoplasm; cytosol. Bases 1049 to 2155 code for a protein of 368 amino acids. Gene Ontology annotation, molecular function: protein tyrosine/threonine phosphatase activity; MAP kinase tyrosine/serine/threonine phosphatase activity. NCBI's taxonomy places the organism in Eukaryota, Metazoa, Chordata, Amphibia, Anura, Ranidae. Gene Ontology annotation, biological process: negative regulation of MAPK cascade; protein dephosphorylation. The record is from RefSeq and is a predicted model, not a curated record.
CGUGUACUGGGAGGAGGAUACUGGGGAGUGAUGGAAGGAGAAGAGGAGGGAGGCACAGGGGCUUGCUUCAUUUUUUUUUUUUUUUUUGUAAGAGGAAACAGCCACCAAGCUGAGCUGGAAAUCAUUAAAAGUCUUGCCUGCCUGCCAGCGUGCAAAGACAAGAGGGAAAGAUUGAAGCAGGUUCUGUCUCCUUUUUUUCUUUUUUUUUCCUUGGCCAUCCCUAAGCUCCGUGUUCUGCAUGGACCACAUCAACAAGGGUUAUGUGUUCACUUCACACCAAGCUGGCCAGUUCUGUAGGAUCUUCCAAGCCAGACUCUGUGCAGCAACACAAGACUUAACUACAGCAAAACUGAAGAGCAACAAAGGGAGAAAAGACUUUUGAGAGCCAUCUCACUUACCAUACUGGAAUAUACCUGGAUGCCUUCACGCCAAAGACGCAUGACAAAGAAAGCAACUUCUUUACCUGGAUUGCAGCUUGGAAUGUCCUGUGGUUUUGGAUAGCCAACUAAAGACACCUAACUUUUCAAAAGAGAAAAAAUCAGAGUCUGCAACGCCAAGGAAAUGCAUUGUACUGUAGACCAGAGACAGAUCUAUAGGACAGAGAGCAGAGCUGCUGCUUCUGAACCAAGAGGACGGUGCCUAUAGGAGGGGGACCUGUCGCCCAUAUGGGUCUUCAGUAGACACUUUGACAUUACCUAGCUGGAUUAUCAGCGUGCACGAUGCCAUUGAGGUAUUUCCUGGAAAAAGCACAUAGUAAUUAAAUUUCAUCUAGCUCACGGAGGAUCAUUAUGUUUGCUUCAAUGUUCAGACCACAUAAUAGUUGAGUAUUGUGAGUCAUUGCCUGCUGACAAGCAUUAACUCCGGAGCAAGACAAGCAUUCUCCGGAGAAAGGGAAAUGCCCUGAACCAUUGAGGAACACCACAGAAAGAACCUUUACCACCAUUCCUUGCUGUGAGAGAACCUCAAAACCUUUCAAGCAAAUCCAUUCUUUUGGAAAGACAUUCUCCUCCCUUUCGCUCCUAUGGUUAUCCUCAUGUGAGCUGUACAGAUGGAGUCCCUCUGUAAAACCACCACCUGGCUGCGGGAUGAGCUGGACUCUCCUGCUCAGAACAUUCGUAUUUUGGACUGUCGUAGCCGGGAGCUUUAUGACUCUUCUCAUGUAGAGAAGGCUCUCCAUGUGGCGUUGCCUGGCCUGAUGCUUCGAAGGCUACGCAAAGGAAACCUCACUGCCCACUCCCUUCUUCCAGGAUCCCCUCCAGCAUCGAGAGGAGUGGCUCUUCUGUACGACGAGUGCACCGCCAGCCUCCCAACACGUGUAGGGGUUCAGUCAGAAGAACAGGAAUCGGUUCUCGUUACCUUGCUGCAGAAGCUUCGGAAGGAAGGGUGCACAGCCUACUACUUGCAAGGUGGUUUCAGCAAGUUUCAGGCGGAAUUUCCUCACCAUUGUGAAACCAACCUGGACUCCACCAGUUGUGCCAGUAGCUCACCGCUGCCCCCGACUCCGGUGCUAGGACUUGGAGGUUUGUCCAUUGCCUCUGACUGCUCGGACGUUGAGUCUGACCUUGACCGGGAACCAUUGAGCGGGAUGGACUCUGAAGGCAUGAGUCCACGUAACCAGCCCCCAUCAUUCCCUGUUCAAAUCCUGCCACAUUUAUACCUGGGCAGUGCAAGGGAUUCUGGGAAUAUGGACACUUUGGCCAAGCUAGGGAUACGUUAUAUCCUAAAUGUCACGCCAAAUCUCCCCAACAUCUUUGAGAAGGAUGGAGACUUCCAUUACAAGCAGAUCCCUAUAUCCGAUCACUGGAGUCAGAACUUGUCUCAGUUUUUCCCAGAAGCCAUUGAGUUCAUCGAUGAGGCAGCUUCUCAUAAUUGUGGGGUGCUUGUUCAUUGUCUAGCUGGCAUCAGUCGAUCUGUCACUGUCACGGUGGCUUACCUCAUGCAGAAACUCAACCUAUCUCUGAACGAUGCCUAUGAUUUUGUAAAGCGCAAGAAAACCAACAUCUCUCCCAAUUUCAACUUCAUGGGCCAAUUGUUGGAUUUUGAGAAAAGUUUGGGCCUUAGCAGCCCGGAUGACAAUCGGCCACAUGGCCACUCGUUUUUCACCAGUCCUUCCAGCGAUGAUGUCUUCGAACUAGACUCAUUGGACUCCACGUAGGAGAGCCAUUUCAUAUUAUGAGCAUUUUUAUCAAAUAUUUUAUAUCUGUUUCGAGCCUAACCAUCUAUAGAGGAGCAUCGGAUAAGUUGAAAAAUAUGUCUUCUCCUUCAAGUCUUGGGAUUCGGCAAACGUAACUGUAACGAGUCCAGUGUCUCUUUUCCAGUGGAGCGUGAAGGGUAAGGGAAGGAGAUGUACAUACGUUAGGUGGGCAUUUUCAAAACCGACAGUAUUUCCUCGGCGGUGGCUCUAGUUUGACGUGUCUUGACCAGAACAGUCCAGCACAGCUGUUUCUCAAGGACGUUGGUGUGAUAAUGUAUAACAGAUGAGAACCAAAGCAUUCAAAAGAAAGAUGACUUUUAGAGAAGACCCUUUUGAAGACCAGCAGCAGUUUACAUGGAGCAAAAACCUUGUAGCCUUCAACUGAAGUCAUCGGUCAGUAAGCUAUCAGCAGUACGCUAUCCCUUUCCAGCAUCCAACGGGUUAACAUUGUUCUGAUUCAUUUUUUCCUAAUUGCUGAAUUUUAGAACAGAGGCAUCAGCUGCUCUAAAUGAAGUAUACUCAACUGGGAAUAUAAACUCAGACCGGGAACAUACCACGUUCCUUUUUUUUAAAUGGAUCACGACAAAGACUGACUCACUUGUUUUGCUUGACUGGAAUGAUAAAUCCCGUGAGCGGAAUUCUCAGAGUUUGGAAAGUGAAGGAGCAGGUGGUAAAUACACUAUCUCCAUCUGGAGUCCACAAACAUCGAUCAAGAUUCUACUUCAUUGCACAGGAUGAAUCCAGGCCAUUGCAGGUUGGGCCUGAGCAUACAAAGCCAUGUGUUUUUUUUUUCUCUUGACUUUUGUACAGUAUUUCUAUUCUAACGUUUUACUAGCUUUGUGUUGAACUGUGUAUCUCCUUGGCUGGUUGCCAUAGGUGUUUUCUUAAAACAUGUCCCACUUCUCAGGCCCAAGGCUACAACAAUUUACAAAGCAAAGAAAUAAAAAUAAGAACUCAGGAUUUCUUCUGGCAUUCAACAACAACUAAAAAAAAAAAAAAAAAAGAACUUGUAGGCAGAUGGGCUGUUAUCAAGAAUUUGGAGUUACAUGAUAUUAUGUAAGCGCCACAAUCCUGCAGCGCAGGAUGAGAAUUAAUCGCUGCUUUGAGUCACGGUAUCCUCCAAAGGCCAAACCACUUUGAAAAACCACUUCUGGCCAAUUGGGGGCCCUCUAGAGCUGCAGAGGAUGACUUGUCUUUUUUUUUUUUAUGAUUGUUACAUAAAUUCUAAGUGUUGA